UGUUUAUCAGAAAAGGCAUCUCAAGUAGAGGAAUUCAGUUUCUGAUUUCAGUUGGUGCAGGGUUUUGUUUUUAAUCAAGAGUUCAAGAUAAAUGGUUGGAGUAGGGGAACUUAUUGCAGGAGCUGCUCUGGGAUCCCUAUUUGGAAAGCUGUACAACGGCGUCAGGAAACUACUGAUCAACAAGUCCACACAGUUCACGCCCCUACCCGAAAACAUCAAAUCAACGCUCCACUCUCUACAUCCCCUGAUCAAACAGAUAGAGCACCACAACAUCGAAUUAAGUCUCUCAAACAAGGAAGUUGAGGAUUUCAAAAAGGUGAUCUUCAAGGGCGUGGAGCUGGUUGACAAGUUGUCGAAAGUUCAAAACUGGUACAAUAACCCCAGCUACAGAAACCAACUUCAGGAGCUGGAUCGAUCCCUAAAGAGGCAGUUAGAGAUACUGACGGCGGAGGGAGUGAGGGAUGGGAAGGAGACGUUGGUUUUGGCGAGGAAGAUCUUGCUUUCGGUUUGGAACAUGCAGACGGCGUUCAAUGCAGUUCAUGAGUCGUGGAUGGUCAUCAUGUUUGUUCUAUGUUUGGCAAGCAUGGCGUUCAUGUUUAUUGUUGUCUCAGGGACAGCAAGUUGGUUUGUGUUUGGUGUAACUGGCAGUGGUGUAUGUUUAUCUUAUCGUCAUGGAAACCCUAGUAGUAUCGGUAAUAUAUUUGAUGAUAAAGGAGAGCAUGCCCGAAAGGCGCCAAUCAAAAACUUUUGGGAAGAGUUUUGA
Messenger RNA from Fragaria vesca subsp. vesca, 763 nucleotides. RefSeq lists its product as uncharacterized. The transcript is spliced from 3 exons. The record is from RefSeq and is a predicted model, not a curated record. Bases 92 to 763 code for a protein of 223 amino acids. NCBI's taxonomy places the organism in Eukaryota, Viridiplantae, Streptophyta, Magnoliopsida, Rosales, Rosaceae.